AGAAGGUGAGCUGUUGAGCCGUUAAAGGUACUCAGAUCAAGUUCGGGGAAAUCUUUAAUCAUCUGACUUUACGCCACAUUUUACCUACAUUAUUUGAUCAAGUUUAUUCCAACAUCUACUUGGUAACUUCAGCUUUCUGCGAUUUACCAGCAGGACGUAACGAGAGACGAAAAAAUUGCGUAUUUGUGUUCAGCCCGGAGUCGCUACUGCCGACCCAACCUAGGUAACGUUAGCUAGCAGUAGCAGCAUAGACCGGGGCCCAGGCCGGCGACUUCAACAGAUAACACGGACUUUUACGUUUUGUAGUUUAGCUUUAUAAACACGUUUCAGCGCGAUGGCUUGUGGAGCUACUCUGAAAAGGACUCUGGAUUUUGACCCGUUAAUGAGCUCGGCUUCCCCAAAAAGGAGGAGGUGCGCCCCGGUCAUGUCUCCGGUCUCUUCACCGCAGAAAUAUCUGCGUAUGGAGCCCUCACCUUUCGGAGAGGUGUCCUCCAGGCUCACCACAGAGCAAAUUCUCCACAACAUCAAACAGGAGUACAAGCGGCUGCAGAAACGACGACACCUAGACAGCACUUUCCAGCAGGCCGACGGCUGCUGUCCCCUCGACCUGCCAAACGUACACCAUGGAUCCGCUCUACCAGGUACAUCCUCGGGUGCCUCGUCUCCCACCAGGAAAGAGCAGCCGUUGUUUUCCCUCAGACAGGUCGGGAUGAUCUGUGAAAGACUACUGAAAGAGCGAGAGGACAAAAUCCGCGAGGAGUACGAUGAGAUACUGACAACAAAGCUUGCAGAGCAGUACGACGCGUUUGUCAAGUUCACACACGAUCAGCUGAUGCGACGGUUCGGAGAGCAGCCUGCAAGCUAUGUUUCAUGAGUGUCUACGUUUGAUCCGGGGGGAAAAACCAUUUGCUGCAAGCUACUCCAGGGACUCAGUGGGACUUUCUCCUAGCUGUGCCAUAUCGCCUCUAUGUGGACUCACUGCCUCAAGGCUUCAGUCAGUGGCAUCCACGUCUGCUGUCGCUACCAGAGUUAGGAGGGCUUCCUGCUGCCAACAUGUUCGAGGACUCUCUGUGACUCACCCAGUGGCCUCUUUACUGCCGUGUUGAUAUUUAUUUGGUUUUGUUCUGACGCCUUCGUAAAAGGCUGACUGCCACCAUAUUCUUGGCUUUUCUGAUUUUGAUUUUUAUCUUUGUCAUAUUUAGUUAUUUCACAGAGAAGAUGUUAGUUGUGCAGCUCCUCCUAUAUGUACAUUUUUAAAAAAGAAAAGAAAAAGGGAUCGAACGCUGAGAAGUGGACAAACUAAGGAGCCUUCAGACUGGAGUCCAGAAACGGACCUCUUGGCUUUUUUUCAGCAAUGUUUUAAACCGUACUGGCAAUUACUGCUAUUACAUUUGUAUACACUGUAUUUUUUAUUUUUUUUGCGUUCAUUGUACCAAAACUUCAUGAUUUUAUUUGCUGUAGGUAUAAAGGGGCUUUGAGGAAAAAAAGCUGAUGAUUAAAGGUGUUUA
This is a messenger RNA of Scomber japonicus (chub mackerel), 1508 nucleotides long. It is a transcript of the gene akirin2, whose product is annotated as akirin 2. Gene Ontology annotation, molecular function: transcription coregulator activity. NCBI's taxonomy places the organism in Eukaryota, Metazoa, Chordata, Actinopteri, Scombriformes, Scombridae. Gene Ontology annotation, cellular component: nucleus; chromatin. Gene Ontology annotation, biological process: positive regulation of innate immune response; positive regulation of transcription by RNA polymerase II. The record is from RefSeq and is a predicted model, not a curated record. The coding region runs from base 335 to 874 and encodes 179 amino acids. The transcript is spliced from 5 exons.